Molecule: messenger RNA, 3073 nt
Organism: Labrus bergylta (ballan wrasse)
Lineage: Eukaryota; Metazoa; Chordata; Actinopteri; Labriformes; Labridae
Product: sex comb on midleg-like protein 4
Biological process (GO): negative regulation of DNA-templated transcription
Cellular component (GO): nucleus
Molecular function (GO): chromatin binding; histone binding
Source: RefSeq, a predicted model, not a curated record
CAGCAGCAGCAGCGGCGGCGGCAGCAGCAGUGUGUUAACCAAAAGGGGACAAAGCCUCAAACAGCAAGAGCAGGAUGGCUAUCCCUGCAAUGUUGGGGAUUUAGCUUUAUAGUCACCUUUAGGCUCCUAGCAUUUAAGACAAAAGGGGCUCAGCUCUUGGGCUUUCACAAUAGAAGACAGCAGCUCCAAAUGAGUUUACCUGCAGUGACAGCACAGAAAUCAGACGGCAACAACAACAACAGUGAGAUGCAAUCAGCUGCAGUGGCUCCCUCCUUCAUCCCCAGCCAGGCGGGGAAGAUACCGGGCAGGAAGAGAGGGAGACCCCCGCUCCGCAAUGUCGCCAAGAUGGAUUUUCCAAACCGCUACCCUGAGUCCCUCCCUCCGCUCAAAGUGCCAAAGAAGAGGGGGAGAAAGCCAGGCUUCAAGCUCAAACCAAGGAUGGUGAUGACACCAUUGGCUAUAUCUCCACCCAGCAGCACCCCUGAGCCCGAUAUGAGCUCCAUUCCUCAGGAUGCAGCCACCAUCCCCCACUCUGCCACGCCCCAGGUGCUCACAGUCUGUAUCUACAUCAACAAGCAGGCCAACACAGGCCCCAACCUGGACAGGAAGAAGAUCCAGCAGCUUCCCGAUCACUUCGGACCCGAUCGACCCUCUGUGGUUCUCCAGCAGGCCGUCCAAGGCUGCAUCGACAGCGCCUUCCAGCAGAAAACAGUCUUCACCCUCCUCACGCAAGGCUACGGGGGAGAAAAAAUAUCAGCCACAUUUGAUGGGAAGCAGCACCUUCUCAGCCUCCCUGUGGUGAACAGCAUCGACUAUGUGCUCCGCUUUCUGAAGAAACUCUGUCGCAGCUUGCACUGUGAAAACCUCUUCAGUGAUCAGCCCAUUACCCAGCACAGUGGUGGCUCCUACCAGUCAGAUGCUGAAACAGAAGACUACCAAUUAGAUCAGUCGGACGGUAAACGCUACUCUGUGGAUCCCGGCGAUUCUGCUUUCAGCUCAAUCGGCUCGUCGUACUCACCAAAGUCCUCCUACGGGUUUCGUUCCCAGCAGCAGUUCUCCAAUGGCUCGGCCUCCAUGAGCAUGUGCCGGCAGUCAUCCAACAGCCCAAACACAUUUCCAGAAAGCAACCGGACAGGAGGUUAUAAUGCAUCUUCAGAGCUCCAGGAGUCCAAAGCUCCACCCAAUAAAGACCCCUCCACCUGGUCUGUGGAAGACGUUGUCUGGUUCAUCAGGGAUGCAGACCCCCAUGCUCUCGGCCCCCAUGCAGACAUCUUUAGGAAACAUGAGAUCGAUGGAAACGCCUUGUUACUCCUGAAGAGCGACAUGAUCAUGAAGUACCUUGGACUGAAACUUGGGCCGGCAUUGAAGCUUUGCUACCACAUUGACAAACUAAAGCAGACUAAGUUCUGAAAACUUAGGAAAUAUUUGUCCUCUUCAAUCUAACGGUACUUUCCAAAAGGGUUUUAUCUUGGACUCCAUGUGUGUGAGCCAAUGCAAAGAGACUAGAGUCUGUUAGCAUGAGGUGCAUAUCUUUAUGGUAAGAAUCAUCACUUUCUUUAAGCUGCAAAAGUAUAAAAGAAAACAAAGAGUUUUACAGUUAAUUUAACUAAUUUAUGUGUGAAAUGCAAGGGUAACAGUUCAGUGUGAAAUAACACAUUUCUUAAGGUAAAUUUGCAUCAUAUUCUUUUACAGAUAAACCUAAGUAAACCUCUUUAUGUUAACCUGCAAUCAUUUUGGCCGCAUGCCCAGAAUUACAUAUUAUAACACUGUUUUUUUAUUUACACAUGCAGCAGUUUAGUUGAAACAUUAUCAUUCAUUUGGAGUCUUUUUUGUGUCCUAUUGAUGAAUGUAACUGCGAUAUUAACCCUCUCUAAGCUCCAAACUGCAUUCAAUCUUUUCCCAUUGCCUCACAAACCUGGAGUCCGAAGUUCAACCCUCUUGGUACACUUUUCUGAAGAUUUCUGUGAUGUCAUGAAGUGAUAACAAAACUCUCUUUUUCUCUUCUCUUACAUGCUCACUCUACUUUUUGGCACAGAUUUUAAACAAAAGAAACAUCAGAUUGUAGACAGCAUCCUACACAUACAUGUUAACAUCAUGUAAUACGUAAAAGGCCAGUGUCAGAAGAUUUUUUUGUCUCACAAACCUUUGUGAGCAGCACAUACGUCUGCUACAUGCAGAUUUCCAAUUAUAUACGUCAUCAUCUGACCAGAAAUGUAUAACAGAAAACACUUUAUACCUUAAGAAACACUCACUUUGUCAAUGCUCAGCAUAAGAUCUUGUUUACUCGUGUUUACCAAGCUGAAAACAUAUCUAUACCUGUACUGAAAUAUGGUGCAUAAACUACAGCAUUGCUUUUUAAUUAAAAGAUUUAGAAAUCAUUUUGAUACUAUUUUUCACAUUACUGUGUAACAAAAAAAAGUAAUGUUCCCAUUGGAUUUUUCAUUCUUUUUUAUUAUAAUUUUAAUAUUUAAAAACAAUAUAACCUUAAGAAAACAUAGUCUACAUAGACAGGCAGUCGCUCUCUUCUUACGAUAUAUAAAGCAAAAGAGAGUAUUGUGAACGUUAACAAUAUACUAAUGUUUCAAUAUGCAAGAUUAAUAAAUUCCCAUUAUCUCCAGAGGCUCUUCAUGUAUAUUCAAACAAACACGUCUUUUUAAUUGAUGUUUUUAUGUUUUUAUCAGUGUUAAAACAGAAAUUCUCAAAACACAAAACACCUAAAUGUUACAUGAAGGAAACCCGAACCGUAAUGUAAAUGGGUAUAUAACAUAAAACUGCUUUUGUAUACCACUUUAGGUGUACAGUAUGCAUCCUUUUUUAAUCAAUUAACCUUUGUAAGUGAAUGCUGCUGUUAAGAUACAUGUAAGCCAUGCCUAGUGAGAUCAAGCUACGGUGUUUUAUUUUGAAUAUCACUAUGAAUAAGAGUUUUAGAGACAGCUGAGCCAAUCAGUCCUCUAUGCUGGUGCUAAAGUUAUCUAUGUAUUCAACUGUUUGCCUUUGUGUUUGUGAAAUGUAAAGGAUAUGUGUAUACUGUACUGUAUGUGAGCAUUAAAUUAAGAAAUCAAGUAAUCAGAGA